CCCUCCAUUGCGAUUUGACUCCCUGGGUUGUGGUUCUUGAUUGCGUGUGUUAUGGAGGUUCAUCUACUAUACUUUCUUGAAUAGACAGUGGCGCUUGCGCAAUCAUUUUCUCUCUUUCGGUUUGCCCCGUCAAGUCGUGUGUUUUUGCUGUCGCCCGACAUAUGCAGCAUCCAUGAUUUCAUCGGCUGCUUGAUUUCUUCUCCAUUAUCUCUCUAUUUUUCUGCAUGAUACCCAGCCUUUGUUUGCUACUUCAUACACUUUGUAAAUUUCCUAUUCGAGGUGGAUAGAUCUCACUUCAAUAACCACCACCAUGGCGACUCCCUCAUCGAAGCCAAACCCAGGAGCGACUCCGACACAUCUGACCUCGUCGCCUCGUCCGUCUGGUGCUCAUAUGGCCCGUCCGAUUUCCCACAAAUCGCCCUCAACAAGAACGCCCUCAGCUUCCGGUCAUGGACACAACCAACCCCCCGUUUCAAUGCACCAAUAUUCUACCCCUCUCGCCGCGACUACCGGAGCUGAGGACCCCGUUACCUUCAGUUCCCCGUCGGCUCUCCUCGCGCUUGGUGGCUAUAGCGGGAUCAGUCCGUCCCCCGCCGGACACGAUGGUCUUGUCGGCGCAGGCAUGAACGAGAAUGAUAUCCAGGCAUUGGGCAUGCCGGGACUGAAGCUCGGGGGUGCUCGCGACAGCGAGGAGGAGCGCAGAAGACAUAUAGAUGAUGUGGUUCAGCUCCUACGAGCCCGAGUCUCGGGGCGGGGUGUGUGCAGGGAGGGUAUUGAGCGACUGAGUGAUCUCGAAGGGUUCGAGUCGAUCUGGCAGGAAGACAGUCUCAGCAUUGCGGGCAACUUUGUUGAUCUGGAGAUUGACUUCCACCGGGGGUAUAAUGUGGUGAAGGAUGUUAGUCUGAAGUAUGCGACGCCUGAUGCGCAAGAUGGGGAGCAGCGUGACGAGGCUACGGCGGUGCUUAAGCGCGAUUUAAUACAGUCGCCGGAGGAAGGAGACCGGGGUGCUUGGAAGUCGUUGCGUGGGUUCCAUGAGAAUCUACAGUGGCUUGCCAAACAUGAUCGGCUUAGUCAGGAGGUUAAUUGUUUCGAGGCAAUUGAGGGUCUCUACGAGAGCUUGAAGCGUGUGUGGGAGGCGGAGUGGAAACAUCGCAAGUUUGCGGGGGUGUACGACCAUCUGUGCAGUGGCUGGGUUGGCCAGCCGUGUAUGCACAAGGGGAUUCGCAUUGGACUCGGUUUGGACUACUGGGUGCAGCAAGCACGGGUUCUGGAUGCGAAGGAGAAGCAGAAGACAUCGUCUGAUGCGAUGGUGGUUGAUGCGACGAAUGGACAGCCGUCGGAUGAUGAGCCGAACAGUUUGGAAGGGAAGUGGAGUAUCGUGGUGGAGUGCGAAGAGGGUUACCCAUCUCUCCGUGUGUCGAAGGACUGGGUUGGGUCUGAGGUGUUGACGGGAGUCAAUAACAAUGACAAUGGGCCGUCGUCGAGUGAGGCGCAUGGGUCUGACGCUGCAGUUGUCAACUGGGUUGAUCCGCCGGCGACGUUGACCAAUAACCAAGGUCACCCUGACGCCAUGGCACUUGACUCGAACAUGCUGGGUUCUUCGGCUCCUAAUCGUCGAUUCGUGGCGAAGUUGGAGCCGGCUCUGGAUCUACCCAUUCUGGCAGCAUCUGAUAUCUACCGGCAUCUUGGAAUGCAAUUGCCGCAAGAAUUCAAGAUGGUCACCUACGACGGACUCCUGGCCCCGGGCUGGUCGCCUUUGUCGGCAGCAGGAGCUAUGGGCUUGGGGCCCGAGGAGGCCUCUCAGCUUGAACGGAGGAGACGCAGAAUGUCGGUGCAAUCGGUUGACGCUACGGGUAAGCCGUGUACGAAGCAUCACAGUUAUACUUUUCAGCCGUUUGAGUCUGUUGCUGGCCGAACAUUGAGGGAAAUCCCAUUUGCACAUCCCCGGCAACUGGCAGACAUUAUCCCGAUCCUUCGUCAGUACGCCUUUUUGGCCAACCUUAUCCGCAGCGUUUUCAGCUCCUCGUACAAGCCCGAUGAGGACAAACCCGCGACGCCCGCUGAUUCGUCGAAUAUCUCAUUCAGUCCACCUAGGUUUACCGAUGGAAAUUCGAAGAAGGAUGUCAUCAUAUUGAGCAAUGCCGACCCGAACGAGAAGAGGCUCGAUGCAUUGCUGGGAAGCUUCGAGAAACUAGCGACUUCGCCUAGUGCUAAAGGCAAAGGCCCUGUGGGGGUUGGAAACGGAAACUCUGGGUCCAAUUCUACUGUUGACGAUGUCAAGGUAGACGUAACGUUGCGGACGCAACUAGGACAAGCACCGGUGAUCAUGUUGCUUUUCGCGGUGGAUCAACCAGACGAAGCGUCGGAAUCCGCCAACGUGGAGGCGGCAUUAACGAAGGUGUCCAUAAGUCUGGAAGUUGGACUGAACGGCCGAGUCUCCGUUGUGGACAUGACGGGUCUGCUAGAUGACAACAACAACACCACCACAGACAGCAUGGAGGACACCCCAGAGAGAAAGACUCUCGAGCUGCAAAGCAAAAUCGCAAAUGUGCUGGAAAUAUCACAGGACAUUGGGAUCUUGGUGGAAUGGAUUUUACGAUGGUCUUCCGGUGAAGCAACCGUCAUCUCCAACACGGAGAAUCUCAUGAAGUACAUGUCCCUCGACCAGCGAGGUACCGUCCAGGCUGAGUACAUCUGGAUUGACGCUGUCGGUGGCUGCCGUAGCAAGACCAAGACUCUCUCCAAGCCUGUCACAUCGGUCGAUGAGCUCCCCGAAUGGAACUUUGACGGUUCAUCAACGGGUCAGGCCCCCGGUGACAACUCCGAUGUCUACCUGCGCCCCGUCGCUAUCUUCCCCGAUCCCUUCCGCCGUGGUGACAACAUCCUCGUCCUCUGUGAGACCUGGGACUCCGAUGGAACCCCCAACAAGUACAACCACCGCCACGAGGCUAACCGCCUGAUGGAGAUCCACGCCAAGGAAGAAUGGUGGUUCGGUCUGGAGCAAGAAUACACCCUCCUCGGCACUGAUGGCUGGCCUUACGGAUGGCCCCGUGGUGGUUUCCCCGGUGCCCAGGGUCCUUACUACUGUGGUGUUGGUACCGGCAAGGUCUACUGCCGUGACAUCGUCGAGGCUCACUACCGUGCUUGCUUGUACGCCGGUAUCAAGAUCUCCGGUAUCAACGCUGAGGUCAUGCCUUCCCAGUGGGAGUACCAGGUCGGUCCUUGCGACGGCAUUGAGAUGGGUGACCACCUGUGGAUGUCCCGUUUCCUCCUCCACCGUGUCGCUGAAGAGUUUGGUGUCAAGAUCUCCUUCGACCCCAAGCCCAUUAAGGGUGACUGGAACGGAGCCGGUCUCCACACCAACGUCUCUUCCGCUUCGAUGCGUGCUGAGGGUGGUAUGAAGGUCAUUGAGGCCGCCAUGAAGAAGCUCGAAGCCCGCCAUGUUGAGCACAUUGCCGUCUAUGGUGAGGGUAACGAGGAGCGUCUCACUGGUCGCCACGAGACCGGUAACAUCGACAAGUUCAGCUAUGGUGUUGCCGACCGUGGUGGCUCCAUCCGUAUUCCCCGCCAGGUCGCCAAGGAUGGCAAGGGUUACUUCGAGGACCGUCGUCCCGCCAGUAACGCCUGCCCCUACCAGAUCACCGGUAUUAUCGUUGAGACUCUCAUGGGUGGCAACUAAAUGCGUUACAUACCGUUUAAAAAUGUGAAUACACUUCAUAUUAGCGCUCGUAUACCCUCCGGCGUCGACAGGGAGGUGGACAAUAGCGCAGCCUGGCACUCUCGGGAGCAGACAUAGAAUUUCUUUUUCAUUCUUCAGCUGGUAGUUCGGGACUCUUCAUUUACUCUCCGCCAGAGCUCGCCUUGCGUUCCUUACCCUCUGCUGGUUUUGCAUUUCGUUUUCUUUCAUUACUUGGGUUAUGUGUUACGUUAAGCAUAGAGGACUUCGGAGGAACCGACAGUCACUUGAAAAUAAACUGGUGGAACGUGCUUCAGGCAUGCACCGGAAGGAUCAGAGAAUAGAUUAAUAGCCGACUUACCACAGUAACAUAGUGUGUCAAUACAAUCAUUGCCCGACGGGCUGGACAUG
This is a messenger RNA of Aspergillus piperis CBS 112811, 4087 nucleotides long. Its product is annotated as glutamine synthetase. The transcript has 7 exons. Gene Ontology annotation, molecular function: glutamine synthetase activity; transcription coregulator activity. NCBI's taxonomy places the organism in Eukaryota, Fungi, Ascomycota, Eurotiomycetes, Eurotiales, Aspergillaceae. The coding region runs from base 311 to 3679 and encodes 1122 amino acids. Gene Ontology annotation, biological process: regulation of transcription by RNA polymerase II. Gene Ontology annotation, cellular component: cytoplasm; mediator complex. The record is from RefSeq and is a predicted model, not a curated record.